This is a messenger RNA of Nannospalax galili (Upper Galilee mountains blind mole rat), 2815 nucleotides long. It is a transcript of the gene Tslig3a, whose product is annotated as family with sequence similarity 98 member A. Gene Ontology annotation, cellular component: tRNA-splicing ligase complex. Bases 78 to 1691 code for a protein of 537 amino acids. The transcript is spliced from 8 exons. The record is from RefSeq and is a predicted model, not a curated record. Lineage: Eukaryota; Metazoa; Chordata; Mammalia; Rodentia; Spalacidae.
CUUGCGCAGGCUCCGAACAUGCGCAGUGCAGAGACCGAGGCGCCAGCUGUCGACUCGGCGGUCCGCGAAAGGAGCGCAUGCGUGAGUGUACGCGUUGCCGGCGAGAGGGGAGCCUGACGACUCGGAAAUUUGAAUACCACAGUAGCAUGGAGUGUGACCUCAUGGAGACUGACAUCUUGGAGUCGUUGGAAGAUCUAGGUUACAAGGGCCCAUUGUUGGAUGAUGGUGCGCUGUUGCAGGCAGUUUCUGCAGGAGCUACUUCCCCCGAGUUCACCAAACUCUGUGCUUGGCUGGUGUCUGAAUUAAGAGUAUUCUGUAAACUAGAAGAAAAUGUGCAAGCAACUAACAGUCCAAGCGAAGCAGAAGAAUUCCAGCUAGAGGUGAGUGGGCUCCUAGGGGAGAUGAAUUGCCCGUACCAGUCACUGACAUCUGGGGAUGUGACCAAGCGCCUUCUUGUUCAGAAGAACUGCCUCCUUUUGCUCACAUACCUCAUCUCAGAACUAGAAGCUGCCAGAAUGCUCUGUGUGAAUGCUCCUCCAAAAAAACCUCAAGAAGGAGGCGGUAGUGAGGUCUUUCAAGAGUUGAAAGGCAUAUGUAUUGCUCUAGGAAUGUCCAAACCUCCAGCCAAUAUAACUAUGUUCCAAUUCUUCAGCGGGAUUGAAAAAAAAUUAAAGGAAACAUUAGCAAAAGUUCCACCCAAUCAUGUGGGAAAGCCAUUACUGAAGAAGCCAAUGGGACCAGCCCACUGGGAAAAGAUAGAAGCAAUUAACCAAGCCAUUGCCAAUGAAUAUGAAGUCCGGAGAAAACUGCUGAUAAAACGUUUGGAUGUCACUGUGCAAUCCUUUGGCUGGUCUGACAGAGCUAAGAGUCAGACAGAAAAAUUAGCUAAGGUUUACCAGCCAAAGCGUUCAGUCUUAUCUCCUAAAAGUACUGUUUCUGUUGCCCAUCUUUUGGCUGCCAGACAAGAUCUGUCAAAGAUUUUGAGGACAAGCAGUGGUUCUAUAAGAGAAAAGACUGCCUGUGCCAUCAAUAAGGUAUUGAUGGGCAGGGUGCCUGACAGAGGUGGUAGACCCAACGAAAUUGAACCUCCACCCCCAGAGAUGCCACCAUGGCAGAAAAGGCAAGAUGGCCCCCAGCAGCAAGCAGGAGGCCGAGGAGGAGGGAGAGGCGGUUAUGAACAUUCGUCAUAUGGAGGACGAGGAGGCCAUGAACAAGGAGGGAGAGGUGGACGUGGUGGCUAUGACCAUGGUGGCCGAGGGGGAGGAAGAGGAAAUAAACACCAAGGAGGCUGGACAGAUGGAGGGAGUGGAGGUGGAGGUGGCUACCAAGAUGGCGGUUAUCGAGAUUCAGGUUUCCAGCCAGGCUAUCAUGGUGGCCACAGCAGUGGCUAUCAAGGUGGUGGCUAUGGUGGUUUCCAGACAACUUCAUAUACAGGAAGUGGAUAUCAGGGUGGUGGAUACCAGCAGGACAAUAGAUACCAGGAUGGUGGGCACCAUGGCGAUCGAGGCGGUGGGCGUGGGGGGAGAGGUGGGCGUGGAGGCCGGGGUGGACGUGGAGGCCAGGGAGGAGGCUGGGGAGGACGAGGGAGCCAGACUUACCACCAAGGGGGCCAGUUUGAACAGCACUUCCAACAUGGUGGCUACCAGUACAGUCAUUCUGGAUUUGGACAGGGAAGACAUUAUACUAGUUGAGGCUACAGAAACUUAGAUUUUGCUAGAGCUCAAAUAAUAGAAACUUAGUUUUGGAAUCCUAAUCAAACAUCUUUUUGAAUUAAUGUAAGACCACAGGUAGCAGGCAGAUUCCUGCUUGGUAUAAGCAAAUGUAGGUCUUCCGUUCAACUCAGUUUUUUUAGUAUUAUUAUUAUUAUUAAACAGUUUUACAUAACACUGUUUAUUUAAGAAACACAUCUCUCCUUUCUAUGAAAAACAGAUUUUUAAAGGUAAGUAAAAUUGCCUUUAAUUGACCAGUAGACUAAUUCCACAAGUUAGAACAUACAUGCUUUUUGGAAGAAAUUACUUGAAUAAAAUAGUUUUCCUGUUUUCAAUAUGCAGUUUUGAAAAUGAGGAUUUGCCUAGACUUUUUUUAUAUUUACUGCUAGGAAACUUUCCUCAUUAACAGCCCACGAAUGUGUGUUUUGCAUAAAAUAUCUUCUAACGUCUAUUUUCCGAGCACAGUUCUGCCCUGAUUGGGAUUUAAUUCAGAGGUUGUACCACGUUCGCUUCAUGGCAGACGUGCGGUCAGUUCUAUUAAAUGAGCUCUUCUGCAGAUAGCAAGUUCAGUAGCCUUACCGUUGAUGGAACAUUGUACCACCAUACGUUCCAGUCCAAAAACACGGCCAAAAUCCAUAAAGACAAAAAGCAAACUAAGUUGUGAACCUAUAGUCCAAGUAGGCAUUUAGUUAAGUAUAGCAACUCAACUGACCUGCAUCCAUCCAAGACAAAAUUCCUCCUUCAACCUUAUUUUUACUUGAAAUUUGCAAGAAGAAACUGCAAACAGGAAUUUGUUUUAUGCACGAGUUGAUCCCACUGGCUCAGCAAAUGCAAGUUAGUUUGCUUUAGGCAAGAGACCUUUUUGUAACAGAAGUGCACUAACAGAGUCAGAUGAGUUCUGCUUGGUGCAGGAGGCCCUUUCUUAUUGCUGCAGAGAACAGAUGCCUGGCUGAGUCGAUGUUUCACAGUCUCCUUUACUGAAAUCUGUGCGACAUGAUGCUUCUUGCUGGGUUUUGUACAUGUAAACAUUGUCAAGCUGUGAAAGAAACCGGCUGAGGUGUGUUUUGUGUGAAAGGUGAGCAAUAAAGCACCCGUACGUUCUCUCC